CCCUGCAUGGGAUUCGAACCUGCGAACCCACGCGGAGUAAUGAGAGGUGCGGUGGCGAGCGUAUUCCUAACGCUUAGCCCGUUGAGCCACACAGCCGCGUUUCAAUUUGCUGUCGUUUUUAGCGGCAUGUUAGUUGCAUCUCGCCAUUGGUUUGUGGCAGCUAAAAUGUCAAAGACCAUUGUUUGGCAAUCCCUCCAUGGUAUUGCGGCAGCUUCAAGUGCCACAGAAUAUUUAAAACUGCACUUGCCAUUUUAUAGGCAUCACAAUGCUAUAUCUUUAUUAUUGUUAGUUACCCUUUUAUUUCCUUAUAUGUAACUCGAGUAUUGUAUUCUGAAACUUGAAAUAUGGUUUUUAGUUAAAAUAUUGAAAUAUUGUUUACGAAAAUACGUACUGGUAUGAUACAGUAAUUAGCAUAACGAAUAAAAAAACAUUGAAAAAUACAUAAAUAAGAACUGUUUUAAAAAAAAAAGGAGAGCAAACAAGAUUUGAGUAACGAUAAGCGACAGAAUAUUUGACCCAAUUAGAUGAAUACUGAAAAAAUUUUGUGCUUGCAGUGUGCAGUUCAGCAGUUAAUGUUCUUAGUUGAAGCUGAAACUGUUCAAUCCGAGGAUAAUUCAGAAAAGAAAAUGGAUAAAUUGCCGAAUAUGAUGGAAUUAGAUGACCCUGAUCCAGAAUCACCAGAACAACCUUCAACUUCUCAUGAUAGAGAAGAUCCCACAACAUCUCAAAAUGCUUCACAAGAACAAAGUUUACCUGGCACAAGUCAAGCUUCGGAUCUUGGUCGAGAUCUGGAUUUACUGAUGGAAGAAGCUAAAAAGCUUGAAGCUGCGCGAGUUCUGUUAUCUAAUCUAGAACAAGGCUUCAAGCAACCUCAGACAGUGGAAGAACUGAAACGACAGAUAGAUGAGACAGAGAAAGGAAAUCGGCAAUUAGAGAUGAUGAUGCGUCAACAAGCACAAGAGAUGAAACAAAUAAAGAAAGAAAAUAAGGAAUUAAGACAAAAGAUAAAAGAAUCUCAGUCUUCAAGUCAAGCUACUUCAUCUGGUCUAAGAACCAUCAACCAACAACCACCUGGUGGAGAAAUGUCAGUGGAAAGAUUACAUGAAUCACUGUCAGGAUAUAUACCAUGGGACACUUAUGUCAUCACCUACUCGUUCCCUGCUGGAAGUCUGAAU
This is a messenger RNA of Styela clava, 1175 nucleotides long. The record is from RefSeq and is a predicted model, not a curated record. Lineage: Eukaryota; Metazoa; Chordata; Ascidiacea; Stolidobranchia; Styelidae.